Coregonus sp. 'balchen' is the source of this 37521-nucleotide messenger RNA. NCBI's taxonomy places the organism in Eukaryota, Metazoa, Chordata, Actinopteri, Salmoniformes, Salmonidae. The record is from the annotation of a GenBank genome assembly.
AUGAAGAGAGAGAGAGACAGAGAGGAGAGCAGAAAAGAUAACACUGGCUUGCCUCCGUUCAGGGGAAGAGCUGGAAGACAGAGAGGAGGAGAAACUCUGUCACUGAACGAGUGCUGGAGCAGGAGCGAGUAAGUGAGUGAAGAAGUGAGAAAGAGGAGGAGAGGAAACUGUCCUGAACAAGGGGAAUGGUAGAUGUGUUGAGUUCCAGUGAUGGAAUCUGUGUGUUGCUGCUGCUGUGUGAUGAUGAUGAUGAUGAUGUGUGUCUAGAGUGGAGGGUGGAUAAAACUCUUUGAAGCUAUGAAAAGGGGGCUGGAGCUGUGGGGGUUGGACAAAUGUGACACCCCUUGAGACUCUUUAGAACAAUAAGGAGCUGUCUUUCCCCUGAGAAGGGGAGGGGGGUUGUGAGGGCAUGGUGUGUGUUUGGUGGUGGUGGGGAGGGAGAGUGGCUGCUUGUCUUGCUGAGACUGGGGGGGGGGGGGGGGGGGCUGGGCUGGUGCUUCGAGAGUGCAGGGCUUUCCCAGAGAGACCAAUGCUCCCAUGCUGGGGUGUGUGUGUGUUUGUGUGUCUCUCUCUCUCUCUCUCUGUGUGUGUGUGUGUGUGUGUGUGUUUGCGUAUGACUGCAUGUGCGUGUAUGAGGGGGGGGGGGGGGGGGGGGGGGGGGUCCUAAGGGGGUGGGGGGCAGAGAUCUGCCAUAGGAAUGGCUAGUGAAGAGAGGACAGAUAAGGGAGGAGAGGGGGGGACUAGCCCCUGUUGCACCCACCUGAUUCUUCUCCAGUUUGACAGCUUUAUCCGAACACACUGUCAGCUGGCACACCCCAUGCCGAGCCUGCCCCACUGCCUUCCUGUGAAUUAUUGAACAGACUGAAAGAAAAAAAGAGAGAGAAAGAGAGAGAGAGAAAGAGGGGGGACACUGCACCAUUCCUCAACAUCCAGACAGACAGACAGACAUACAGACACAAACGCACACAUCUAGAUGUACUCACACAUUCACUCUUAAUCGUGAUCACACACAAUUGAACAAUGACAUGUGCGAAGAGAAAUGAAAAUUCCAAUAAAAAAACAUGUAUACACACAGACGCACACACACAUACACAGAUGCACUGGACAUGACCAACCCACAAAACAAUUCACAGGGGUCAGCCUGCACAUUGCACAUUAGAGCAUUGCUCAGUUGAGCGUGUGCUAAUGCUGCUGCCUCCUUUGUGCCUGUAUACAUGUCCACUGAGAAGCUCUAUCCCCUCUCUGUCUCAUAGGGGGCGCUAAUAGGCUAUAUCCGCCUGCCUGCCCAUGUUCCGUGCCUUGGCGCUGGCUUUGUCAGAGUCUCUGGUGUUUAUUCCUGUGUGCCUGUAGGGCAUGGGGAGGAUUGGCACAUCUAUAAAGAUAUGCCCCCCUCCCUUUGCAUGGCACACACUUCCUCUCUUCUCUCUCUUUGUGUCUGAGAGUCAGGAAGAGAUUGUGUGUUGGUUACGGAUUGCAUCAGAUGCUGAGGGAGAAAGAGAGAGCGAGGGAGUGAGAGAGAGAGAGGGAGAAAGAGAAACAGAGCGAGGGAGUGAGAGAGAGAGAGGAAGAGACAGAGAAGGGAGAGAGCGAAAGGGAGAGAGAGAUGGAGAUAGAGGGAUGGAGAGAGAGAUAUCUGUGGAGAGUUAAAAUAUAUAUAUAUAAAUGAAGCAUUACCAGAGACAGCUGAAUGAUUGGAGUGUAUUGAAGUCUCAGGCAGCCAGGCUUCUCCUCCUCUCCUAGACUCUAUGCAUGCUAAACAUAGACAUUUAUUCAGCUGCACUACCUUCAUUCCAUAUGGUGAUAUGCAUACAGACACUUUACAGUUUGUUCACGAUUCAGUGGUGAGGGGCAAAGUUAUUCUCUGGUCCUCUCAACUCACUGUCUGUUUCUGUUUGCCAGACAAAGAAUUCCCCUUUUUAGGUACUGUACAAUGUGGGUUUUGUAGUGUGUAAGAUAAUGUAUUUUUCUUUGCAUACCAACACUGCAAAUGUGUGUAUGAAUAUUGGUGUGUGUGUAUGUGUAUGUGUAUGAGUAUGUGUGUGUGUGUGUGCAUUUGCAUGCAUGUGUUUUUACAGUGUGUGUGUGCAUGCAUGUGUGAUGCUCCUGGCGUAACGCUGUCUGGAUGGCUUCCCUCGCUCCCCUCUCCCCUCGGCCAGGAGGGAGCCAAUGACAUUGAGACAUUAGCCAUCUCCCUGGCAACGGACAUUUGCUGUCAGGCUAUAUCACAAGGUCACACCGCUACCUCAGGAAAGUAAAAAAACGGAGAACUCUCUCCCUCCCCUUCUCUUCCCCCCUUUCUCCUCUCCCUCUCCCCUCCGUCCUCCCCUUUCCCAAAGCUGUCUCUCCCAGCUCUCUCCCUCCCCUCUCUCCCACAUCCUUCCUCCCCCUCCCCAUCCAGAGAGAUUCAUCUCAGAGUGGCAUGUUAAUUGUUUCCGAUUGCGUGUGGCUGAGAGGAUGGAACAGAUCACUGGCAGUUCAUUCUGCUGGCUUGACUGCCUCAGUGAUUGUGGCACACUGCUAAGGGGUGAGGAGGACUCUGAGCUAAGCCUGGCGUGUGUUUGUGUGUGUGCGCUUGAGUGUGUGUGUGCAUGUGCACGUGUGUGUGUAGGGCUCCCGGUGCAGCGCAGGCGUGUGCAUCCAGUGGUUUUCGUGGUGACAGACUCGUACACGCUUAGAAAAAAAUCUACAAACUAAAAGGGUUCUUAAGCUGGCCCCAUAGGACAGUGGUCAUCAACCUUUUCUGAGUCAAGAUCACUUUCUGAGUCCAAAAGCAUACAGUGAGGGAAAAAAGUAUUUGAUCCCCUGCUGAUUUUGUACGUUUGCCCACUGACAAAGACAUGAUCAGUGUAUAAUUUUAAUGGUAGGUUUAUUUGAACAGUGAGAGACAGAACAACAAAAACAAAAUCCAGAAAAACGCAUGUCAAAAAUGGGAAAUAAGUAUCUCAAUCAGAAAGAUUUCUGGCUCCCAGGUGUCUUUUAUACAGGUAACGAGCUGAGAUUAGGAGCACACUCUUAAAGGGAGUGCUCCUAAUCUCAGUUUGUUACCUGUAUAAAAUACACCUGUCCACAGAAGCAAUCAAUCAAUCAGAUUCCAAACUCUCCACCAUGGCCAAGACCAAAGAGCUCUCCAAGGAUGUCAGGGACAAGAUUGUAGACCUACACAAGGCUGGAAUGGGCUACAAGACCAUCGCCAAGCAGCUUGGUGAGAAGUUGACAACAGUUGGUGCGAUUAUUCGCAAAUGGAAGAAACACAAAAGACCUGUCAAUCUCCCUCGGCCUGGGGCUCCAUGCAAGAUCUCACCUCGUGGAGUUGCAAUGAUCAUGAGAACGGUGAGGAAUCAGCCCAGAACUACACGGUAGGAUCUUGUCAAUAAUCUCAAGGCAGCUGGGACCAUAGUCACCAAGAAAACAAUUGGUAACACACUAAGCCGUGAAGGAAUGAAAUCCUGCAGCACCCGCAAGGUCCCCCCUGCUCAAGAAAGCACAUAUACAGGCCCGUCUGAAGUUUGCCAAUGAACAUCUGAAUGAUUCAGAGGAGAACUGGGUGAAAGUGUUGUGGUCAGAUGAGACCAAAAUCGAGCUCUUUGGCAUCAACUCAACUCGCCGUGUUUGGAGGAGGAGGAAUGCUGCCUAUGAUCCCAAGAACACCAUCCCCACCGUCAAAGAUGGAGGUGGAAACAUUAUGCUUUGGGGGUGUUUUUCUGCUAAGGGGACAGGACAACUUCACCGCAUCAAAGGGACGAUGGACGGGGCCAUGUACCGUCAAACACACGGCCAAGGCAACGAAGGAGUGGCUCAAGAAGAAGCACAUUAAGGUCCUGGAGUGGCCUAGCCAGUCUCCAGACCUUAAUCCCAAAGAAAAUCUGUGGAGGGAGCUGAAGGUUCGAGUUGCCAAACGUCAGCCUCGAAACCUUAAUGACUUGGAGAAGAUCUGCAAAGAAGAGUGGGACAAAAUCCCUCCUGAGAUGUGUGCAAACCUGGUGGCCAACUACAAGAAACGUCAGACCUCUGUGAUUGCCAACAAGGGUUUUGCCACCAAGUACUAAGUCAUGUUUUGCAGAGGGGUCAAAUACUUAUUUCCCUCAUUAAUAUGCAAAUAAAUGUAUAACAUUUUUUACAUGCGUUUUUCAGGAUUUUUUGUUGUUGUUAUUCUGUCUCUCACUGUUCAAAUAAACCUACCAUUAAAAUUAUAGACUGAUCAUGUCUUUGUCAGUGGGCAAACGUACAAAAUCAGCAGGGGAUCAAAUACUUUUUUCCCUCACUGUAUAUAUAUAUUUUUUUACAUAACUUAAAAAACAUAAGCCUAUGCAACAUUAACAUAGUCCCAAUACAUUAUCACUGCAUAUUGGCUAUGCUUGAACUGCCCUGCCAAUGUUGUUCUUCUCAGACCAUUUUGAAAUUAUAUUUUAGGUAAAUGAUCACACUGGUACUAAAUAAUUUGUUUUAUUACUUGUGAGGCACAGCUGAACGUGCAAAAUAAUUUGCUUUUUUAAAUUUUACUGGACUGAUGCCCUGGAUCUAAUGGUCAGCCUGAGGGAGGGAGGGAGGGAGGGAGAGAGCAGCGGUGAAGCUGCCUCUCACCCAAAUCACCGUCCCUCUGCUCUCCCUCCCUCCAUUGAGAAAAGGGGACACAGUCUUCAAGUUGAUGGUGAAACUCAAGUCGCACUGCAUUAUUUCUGCCUCAUGCACUAAUUCAUGUUGUUACUCCUAUGACCAGAGAAAGUGAAAUAUUCCUUGAUAUUAAAAAAGACACAAGCCGCUAAUAACAACAACUCAAGCUUAUCGAAACACUUUGCUAUACUCAUUCAUUUCAGCUGCAGUGCUGGUUGUAGUGUGAGUGGAAGUACGGAGAAUGCACAUUUUAUGGCUUAUAAAAGUUUUGAACAAAGUGUUGACAGUGCUGAAUAACAACUUAAACAUGAACUUACUUAUAAAACAGCAGCUCUUUGCUGUAUUCAUUUAGUCUCUCAGGGUUUUAAAAGUUUUGAAAUCUCACAGUAUCAACUUUGCUGUUCACUUGAGACUUCUUUGUACAGCCUAUGGAUCGAGGAAACUGUGCAGACAUGGUGAUCCAAGCUAUAUUUGCUCUCUGGGCCUGCCGGGUAUGCGGAGUUCUACCUUCAGACACAUGAAAUGGUUCAAAAUGGGAAGACUUUGCCUUCCCGGUGCUAGGGCUGCUGAAUCAAGUGCACCUACCGGCAACAGUGCUAAACAUACAAACACAAAUAGGAACGCAAAGCUUUAUCGUUGUUGUUUUUUACAGAAAUGUUUGGUGAUCGACUAGGAAUGCCUUGGAGAUCGCAAUCGACUGGUUGGUGACCACUGCCAUAUGAGAACCCUUUGAAGGGGGCUCUACUUGGAACCUAAAAGGGAUCUACCUGGAACCAAAAAGGAUUGUACCUAGAACCAAAAAGGGUUCUCCUAUGGGGACAGCAGAAGAACCCUUUUGGAACCUUUUAUUCUAAGUGUAGGGUAGGGUUGGGUGGAUCAGUCACUUCACACAAAGUUUCCCUCCUUUUUAGUGACAGGCUCUCUUCGUGGGAUACUGCUCAGUUUAGCCCCCUUUCAAGUGGAAGAUGACUGAAGAGCAUGGACAGAAAGAAGCAGAGAUCACACUAUGCCUUUUUCUGCCAGUGAUUCAACAACCAGCAUGUUACAUACUGCUGCUUAGAAAUGCUAGUAAUGGCCUCUGCAUUUGCUCUUAAUUUCUCUUCAUUUGUAUGUGAUCAGGUUAAUUCAUUGUGGUUCACAUCAGAAUUGUAAAGGAUAGGAUGAAUGUAUCAUAGAAAACACACACUGAUUUAUUUCUCAGAGAGGAUCAUGCCUCAUCAAUUUACCACUGAGUGACUCAAUGCACCAUGAUGACUCACAGACAUAUUACUGUUCAACUGAAGAACAACACUACUGGGGAAUGUAAUAAUACCAGAUGUCGUGACCUGUGAUCAUGCUAGACUUGUUUUUGACACCAUCAGGUUUGGGAUCAGAAUUGUUUCAAUUCUAGCAGAAAUUCUGGUUGAAAUUCUUACAUGCAAAAUGUGGACAAAAUUUGAAGUAUUUUCCUAUCUCACACGUAAUCUUUUCCCCUAUCGCGCCCUCAUUGUCACAUGAUGUGGCCCCUAGCUGCCCACCUCCCCACCUCCACCACCACACUCUCAAUCCUUUAAUAGGCUCAUUUAUUGAGUGACAAAAAGCAGAGGGAAACAUUUCCUUUAUCCUCAGUGAUUCCAAUAGCGUCAGUAAACACCUCAGUCACUGAGGAGAGAGAGGGGAUCAAUAGAAAUAAAGAUGAUAUAUCACACCAGCACAGCAGCCACCGCAUCCUCCUUUCAUAGCUAUGCUCUCCAAUGUGUACAGUUGAAGUCGGAAGUUUACAUACACUUAGGUUGGAGUCAUUAAAACUCGUAUUUCAACCACUCCACACGUUUUUUGUUAACAAACUAUCGUUUUGGCAAGUCGGUUAGGACAUCUACUUUGUGAAUGACACAAGUCAUUUUUCCAACAAUUGUUUACAGACAGAUUAUUUCACUUAUAAUUCACUGUAUCGCAAUUCCAGUGGUCAGAAGUUUACAUACACUAAGUUGACUGUGCCUUUAAACAGCUUGGAAAAUUCCAGAAAAUUAUGUAAUGGCUUUAGAAGCUUCUGAUAGGCUAAUUGACAUAAUUUGAGUCAAUUGGAAGUGUACCUGUGGAUGUAUUUCAAGGCCUACCUUCAAACUCAGUGCCUCUUUGCUUGACAUCAUGGGAAAAUCAAAAGAAAUCAGCCAAGACCUUAGAAAACAAAUUGUAGACCUCCACAAGUCUGGUUCAUCCUUGGGAGCAAUUUCCAAACGCCUGAAGGUACCACGUUCAUCUGUACAAACAAUAGUACGCAAGUAUAAACACCAUGGGACCACGCAGCCGUCAUACCGCUCAGAAAGGAGAUGCGUUCUGUCUCCUAGAGAUGAACGUACUUUGGUGGAAAAGUGCAAAUAAAUCCCAGAACAACAGCAAAGGACCUUGUGAAGAUGCUGGAGGAAACGGGUACAAAAUGAUCUAUAUCCACAGUUAAACUAGUCCUAUAUUGACAUAACCUGAAAGGCCGCUCAGCAAGGAAGAAGCCACUGCUCCAAAACCGCCAUAAAAAAGCCAGACUACAGUUUGCAACUGCACAUGGGGACAAAGAUCGUACUUUUUGGAGAAAUGUCCUCUGGUCUGAUGAAACAAAAAUAUAACUGUUUGGCCAUAAUGAGCAUUGUUAUGUUUGGAGGAAAAAGGGGUAGAAUUGCAAGCCGAAGAACACCAUCCCAACCGUGAAGCACGGGGGUGGCAGCAUCAUGCUGUGGGGGUGCUUUGCUGCAGGAGGGACUGGUGCACUUCACAAAAUAGAUGGGAUCAUGAGGAAGGGAAAUUAUGUGGAUAUAUUGAAGUAACAUCUCAAGACAUCAGUCAGGAAGUUAAAGCUUGGUCGCAAAUGGGUCUUCCAAAUGGACAAUGACCCCAAGCAUACUUCCAAAGUUGUGGCAAAAUGGCUUAAGGACAACAAAGUCAAGGUAUUGGAGUGGCCAUCACAAAGCCCUGACCUCAAUCCUACAGAAAAUGUGUGGGCAGAACUCAAAAAGUGUGUGCGCGCAAGGUGGCCUACAAACCUGACUCAGUUACACCAGCUCUGUCAGGAGGAAUGGGCCAAAAUUCACCCACCUUAUUGUGGGAAGCUUGUGGAAAGCUACCUGAAACGUUUGACCCAAGUUAAACAAUUUAAAGGCAAUGCUACCAAAUACUAAUUGAGUGUAUGUAAACUUCUGUCCCACUGGGAAUGUGAUGAAAGAAAUAAAAAGCUGAAAUAAAUCAUUCUCCCUACUAUUAUUCUAACAUUUCGCAUUCUUAAAAUAAAGUGGUGAUCCUAACUGACCUAAAACAGGGAAUAUUUACUAGGAUUAAAUGUCAGGAAUUGUGAAAAACUGAGUUUAAAUGUAUUUGGCUAUGGUGUAUGUAAACUUCUGACUUCAACUGUAGGUAAAUUCUGUCUAGCUUGCUAAUAUCUGUUGACUGUAGGCUAUUUACCAUCUACAGAGACUUUCCUUAAGCCCCUGGUUCCUGUAUUAUAUUAAAUACAGCAUAUGAUAAUGUACGUCAUUCCAGUUUGCACACUGUCUAUCUACAACACUGACCACUAAAAACACUCAAAUAAAAUAGUAAUGAGCAUUAUUUCCACUUGAUAUCAAUGUGUGCUAGUCUGGGUGCCAGUCUUUUUAGCUAACAUUUCACUCCUUGCCACUCCUGUCAUUUGUCAAAUGACAAGACUGGCAAGGAGUGGAAUGUAAUUGCUAGCUGAACAGAGAUGGUAACCAGGCUAAAUGUGUGGUGCUUUUGUUUGAUCUUUUAAAAGGACACUGGUGUGUGUAGAGUGUAUGUACAUGACAUGUACAACUAAUGUGUCCUUGAACCAGGAGUCACCUCAUUCGACAGCAGCAGCAGCAGUAGCAGCAGCAGCCAUAUAAAUGGCUCUCUGUGUGUUCAAGUGCUAACAUUGUGCUAGCUAGCAGCAAAACAGGCUAAGACCACCCACCAGGCAGCCAAUGAAUUAUGCAGAAGGCUGGGUGGCUGCAUUCUCCUGAUUUCCUGGUUAAUAUGAGAGGUGUUGGGAAGGGAUGGGAUGGGAAAGGUAACAGAGGGCCUUCCUAUUGGUCAUUGUCACUUUACAAGCCAAAGUCGGGUCAGUCAAGUGGUGGAACUGAUUAGUGGGGAUCAUUGGCUGGAGAUUCACAUUUCGCUAGUCAGUAUAAAUCCACAUGGUGUGCUUAAUAUGCAUAUGAGUGUGGAUAAUGAAAUCUAGCAAGAACACAAUCUCAUUACUCUCCCCUAUAUUAUUAUCUCUCUCUCUCUCUCGCUCUAGUUACAUAAAGUCUACCUGUGUGCAAUCUAAGUGUCACAUGAUCUGUCACAUGAUCUCAGUAUAUAUACACCUGUUCUGAAAGGCCGCAGAAUCUGCAACACCACUAAGCAAGGGGCACCACCAAGCAAGCGGCACCAUGAAGACCAAGCAGCUCUCCAAACAGGUCAGGGACAAAGUUGUGGAGAAGUACAGAUCAGGGUUGGGUUAUAAAAAAAUAUCCGAAACUUUGAACAUCCCACGGAGCACCAUAAAAUCCAUUAUUAAAAAAUGGAACGAAUAUGGCACCACAACAAACCUGCCAAGAGAGGGCCGCCCACCAAAACUCACGGACCAGGCAAGGAGGGCAUUAAUCAGAGAGGCAACAAAGAGACAAAAGACAACCCUGAAGGAGCUGCAAAGCUCCACAGCGGAGAUUGGAGUAUCUGUCCAUAGGACCACUUUAAGCCAUACACUCCACAGAGCUGGGUUUUACAGAAGAGUGGCCAGAAAAAAGCCAUUGUUUAAAGACAAAAAUAAGCAAACACGUUUGGUGUUCGCCAAAAGGCAUGUGGGAGACUCCCCAAACAUAUGGAAGAAGGUACUCUGGUCAGAUGAGACUAAAAUUAAGCUUUUUGGCCAUCAAGGAAAAUGCUAUGUCUGGCACAAACCCAACACCUCUCAUCACCCCGAGAACACCAUCCCCACAGUGAAGCAUGGUGGUGGGAGCAUCAUGCUGUGGGGAUGUUUUUCAUCAGCAGGGACUGGGAAACUGGUCAGAAUUGAAGGAAUGAUGGAUGGCGCUAAAUACAGGGAAAUUCUUGAGGGAAACCUGUUUCAGUCUUCCAGAGAUUUGAGACAGGGACGGAGGUUCACCUUCCAGCAGGACUGCCAUAUGAGAACCCUUUGACUGCCAAUGACCAUAAGCAUACUGCUAAAGCAACACUUGAGUGGUUUAAGGGGAAACAUUUAAAUGACUUGGAAUGGCCUAGUCAAAGCCCAGACCUCAAUCCAAUUGAGAAUCUGUCGUAUUACUUAAAGAUUGCUGUACACCAGCGGAACCUAUCCAAUUUGAAGGAGCUGGAGCAGUUUUGCUUUGAAGAAUGGGCAAAAAUCCCAGUGGCUAGAUGUGCCAAGCUUAUAGAGACAUACCCCAAGAGACUUGCAUAUUGUGUAAAUCAAAUGAUUCAAACCCCCAAAAAAUCCAUUUUAAUUCCAGGUUGUAAGGCAACAAAAUAGGAAAAAUGCCAAGGGGGGUGAAUACUUCCGCAAGCCACUGUAUAUGGGUCAUUCCACGAAUUCGCUGCCUUUUGAGAGGUGUAACCUAAUUUUAACAUUUUGUCAUAAAGAGCACAACUUCAUAAAAAACAGGUUUUCCCAUCACAAGAGGUUAAAUAAUAAUUACUGUAGUAAGUGCCUAUUAAGUGCCAAAUAAAGUAACAGGGUUGACCAGAACAGGGUUGACGAGUUCACCUUAAAUCAAAUCAAAUUUAAUUUGUCAAAUGUGCCGAAUACAACGGGUUUAGAUGUUACCGUGAAAUGCUUGCUUACGAGCCCUUCCUAACAAUGCAGAGUUAAACAUUUUCUUUUUUUAAGUAACACAAAAGGAAUAAAAUACAAUCAGCAAUUAAUCCCCUUGUGACAGGGGGAAUGGAAGCUUGUUGUGUGCAACAGGGUGUGGGAAUUAAAUGCAACCUUCACCCAAACAUUUAAAUUGUUAAAACAUUUCUAGCCUGUCUAUCUAUGGGUAACAGAGUUUACGUGUUAUGCUCGACCCACUCAGUUUUCCACCACAGAACACCAGAAAAUGGCCAGCUCACCUGCUUUUACACUAGAUUUGACUAUUAGAUGUGCAAUGUUUCUUUUGAAAAUAUAUUUUAAAAGGAAUAGUUUCAUCAUAUUAAAACAAGAGUUCAGUUUACGUAACAGGGUUGGCCUUAAAAUGAGUGACAGACGUAUGUGAAUCACUUAUCAACAUGAAAUAAAUAAUUUUCACAAUAUACUUUCUCAAAGCAACAAAAUAACUAGGGCUUUACAAUGAUGGUGAAAACUAGGAGAACUCUUGGGGUUAAGUGGGUUAAAAUCUAGAAGUCACAGAUGGUGCAGUAUCUUGGCACUUUAGCAAGUCUCUAUUCAUAUUAAAAAUCAGAUUGAUUUAAUUCUCCAUGUGGUCUAUAUUAAAGGGCACUUCAUUUAAUAUAACAGGCUUUUAAAAGUCAAUAUUGGUGCACAAUUUCUACUUAAAAUAUCAAAGGGAUUCAAAAGGCACUCAUUUCGUGGAACGACCCAGAUGAAGUGGCUGUGUAUGGGUCCUGUCCUGCUCUGCAGUGUCUGAAUGAUUUGAGCAUAAAAGCAUUAAUUGUGCUCACUACCAAGCCAUUAAACCUGGCUGUGAUAUCAGCUUUAAGUGCGGAGGAAUCUGAGAGUGUGUGGCGUUGAAUUAUUCACCUCUCCCUCUCCUCUUUCUCUCCUUCUCUCUCUCCCCCUUUUCUCACUAGCUCACCUGUUCUCUCCUCUCUCUAGCGCUCUCUUUCUCUCCUUGCGGCUCUCACUCCCGCUCCGCUCUCUCUACCUCCCUCUCUCUACCUCCCUCUCUCUACCUCCAGUGCUGUCAGCCCAAGGGCUAGGCUCCACCAUCACUCCUGUUCAUUUAUUAAUACCCGGCUUAUACAGCACAAAGCACAUCUCCGCCUAGCCUGCCUUCCUGCCUGCCUGCCACUGAUCAUCGUAUGGCACACGGCACUGCGUAAGCACCCCCUAGAAAGCAGGCAGGGAACCCAGUGUCCACGCACACUGACACACACACGCUUACUCUGCAGGAAAAUGCCCUUUGGAAAGGACAGGCUGCAUCAAUCUCACGGUUAUAAGAUCCUCUAGUUUUGUAGUUGCUCUGGUGGUCAGUCAAGUGCCAUUUUGAUCUUGUCGGUCUGUUGUUGCUUGAAAUGGAGCAAAGCAUUAUCUUAUGAUUGUUGUGAUUACAUGCAUUGUCAUUAUUGUUAUCAUGCCCCAUAUUGUGGAAGUAUUUGGUACAGUAUAACCACUGUAUGUGCACCAGUAGAUUUACCAAGAUUUACCAAGCGCAGUUAGCCAGUCUGUCUGGGUUGUAGACUUUCAGCUCACGUCCCACUGCCACGCUGCCACGCUGUUGAAAUAUGAAAAGACUCAGCCAGUGUUCUGACUGCUGGAUGUUUCACUUCCUCAGUAGAGACGAGGAGGGAGGAGAAAAGCCAGCUAGUUAGCUGGCCGGUGAUUUUUUGGUCUGAACAUUUUUCAUGGAAAUGUCCCGCUCUCUCCUGCUUUGGCUGUGGUCAGGAGAAAGGGUCAUGGGGGAGUCAUGGAAAGGACUAAUGUGUGUUUUCAUAGGCAGCCCUUGUAAAAAACGAGCAGGCCAGGAGAUUUUAUCCUGCUUGAGUAUAAACAGGGGGGUUGACUGUUGAGUAAACAGAAUUACCAACGUGAAGAGGAAAUUGCGGGCGCUGCUUACACAGACUUAUUAAACGUGUGUAGAGGCAGUGGAAUUGGAGACACUCCAGAGGUGAUAGAAAGUGUAUGAGAGGAGAAUUGUCAAAGUUAUAGAGUCUAUAGUCCCAUGUGGCUCAGUUGGUAGAGCAUGGCGCUUGCAAUGCCAGGGUUUGAUUACCAAAGGGGACCAGAAUGAAAAAAUACAAAAAUGCACUUAGGAUAAGAGUGUGUCUAAGAUGUAGAUUGUAUUUAUGAUUGGUUGAUAAAGUGUUUAUUUUCAGUAUGUAAAACUAAGGGGAACAAUAAAAACAGAGGACUAUUUUGUCUUAAGUAUUUUUCAUUUGGCCUCCUAGCAAAUAGAAAUCUGAAAACUAGAGCUGACAAUUUAGAAGAAGUUUAGCAAACCCUCCAAACAUUCUUACUGUCAUUCUUACAUUAUACUGUUCCCUACAGUAGGAUAAGUAUUGUACCCAUACUGCAUUAUGUUGUACAGGACUGUAUCCCAAACGCCUGUGAGCUGUUGCCCACUCAUAUGGAUGGGUUCACACUGGUCAGUGAUGCACAGUCACCAUAGGGAGGCAGCAUCAGACAACAAAGCAUGCUUUUCAUACAGUAGGCCCAAGGUUGGGCCCAAUUGGGCUGUGUGUGUAUGUGUGUGUGUGUGUGUGUGUGUGUGUGUGUGUGUGUGUGUGUGUGUGUGUGUGUGUGUGUGUGUGUGUGUGUGUGUGUGUUUUUCAGUGUGUGUGUGCUGUGUGUGUGUGUGUGUGUGUGUGUGUUGUUGGCGGGCUGGACUGAACUCUUGACAUCCAGGCUCUGUCGCAGCCGGCCGCGACCGGGAGACUCAUGGGCGGCGCACAAUUGGCCCAGCGUCGUCCAGGAUAGGGGAGGGAAUGGCCGGCAGGGAUGUAGCUCAGUUGAUAGAGCAUGGCGUUUGCAACGCCAGGGUUGUGGGUUCGAUUCCCACGGGGGGGCAGUAUUAAAAAAAUAUGUAUUCACUAACUAUAAGUCGCUCUGGAUAAGAGCGUCUGCUAAAUGACUAAAAUGUAAAAUGUAAAUGUUGACUACAGACUGUCCCCCGAAGGUGCCCCUCACGGUUUAAAUAGCUCUUUAUAUGGCAUUAAGUGAGGGGGUGGAGGGGGAGAGACAUUGAAAAUAUAUUUUUUCAGACUCAUCUGCUGUAGAGAUCUAAAUGAUUGAGAUGGGAGGUGUAUUACUAUAGAAGAGAGGCCAGUGUGAGUUUCUUGGCCUGAUGCAGCAAUGGGAACAUCAGGAAGUGUGUGUGUGUGUGGUGUGUGUGUGUGCCUCAGUGUGUGUGAGUCUGGAUAGCAGUACUGGAACCGCCUGCUGUUAUGACGCUAUGUUUUUCUUGGUGAGCGUGAGGAAUGUUUAUAUAGGAGAGAAACUGGCCUCUCUCCCCAAUCGCUCAGCGCCAUCUUCAGGUCACAUCAACAGUGAAUAACAUUACUGUAACAAGAUACAAUACCUUUUGGCUCCCCGAGAUAUUGUCCUUAAUUCUAUUCCAAAAUAGCCUGUGUGUGGCUUUGGUAUCGGACACUGUAUUGAAUUGAUGAUCCAUUACGGCACUAACAUAGGCCAGUUUCCUCUGGGUACAGAGAUAUUGCAUAGGCACUGGCAGCGGGGUAAUCACAUGGAGGUUACAUGCUGGGUUUAUUGUCUGUUGAUGUAUAAAUAUGGCUAGCCAGGCGAUGGGGUUUAUAGAUAAAAAAUGUACAUUAAUGGAUCAAUCUCGUGGUUAAUGAUGUCCAGCCCACCCUCAGAUAUACAGUAGAUCGCAGUAAUGGGUUAGCUAUUACACAUGUGUGAUAAAGGAAAGACCACCGUGAUAAACUGCACCCAGGAAGCAUAGUAAAGAGUAGAGGCCAUACAUAAAGAUUACUAUAAUCAAUCAUAGGGAAAUUAGGAUUUAUCCCCACAAUAAGGACCUAUAUGUUGGAAGAUUAAUGAUAAGCCUAUAUGCUUUUAUGAAAAGCCAAGGUUUUUAAAAGACAAAUUAUACAGUUUUUUUCUUACCUACUGUAUGUAGAAAUCUGUAAGUCACAUUUGACUAAUUUGUAGUUUCCGUGUAUUUCAGUUACCCUAGUUAUCAAGUAACUACAUGCUAUAACAGCAACAUAUUGGAAAGUAUUGCCAGAAAUGUUGAAAUCUGUUCACUACGCUUUAACCCCAAAGAUCUCUGGCCAACAACUUUGCCAUGUUACUUGAUUGUACUUGACAGCUCCGAGCUGGCUACCCUCCAGAGUCUCUAUGCUGUAGGCCUAUGACUGAUGUUGUCUCUGUGUGGUCUCUGUCUCUACAGUGAGCACCUGUCGUGCUCCUUCACCUUCUUCCUGCAUGGGGAGAGUAAUGUGUGCACCAGCGUAGAAGUUGCCCAGCACCAGCCUGCCUACCACAUCACUGACGACCACACCUACCUGGCCCAGAUCUCCUCAGCCCCCGUACAAGGUGAGACACUCAGGGAGGCCAGAGAGACAUAGGAGCCCACCGACCACUGGAUGUCUUUACCCGCCUCUGUUUUAGCCUGAGCAUCACUGUCAUAACUAUGUGUAAUCAAAUCUCUGAAACUGAACAUGACAAUGGUCCUUUCUGAUAUAUUGCGCCUCUGUAGUCCUCUCUCUCUGUCUGUCUGUCUGUCUGUCUGUCUGUCUGUCUGUCUGUCUGUCUGUCUGUCUGUCUGUCUGUCUGUCUGUCUGUCUGUCUGUCUGUCUGUCUGUCUGUCUGUCUGUCUGUCUGUCUGUCUGUCUGUCUGUCUGUCUGUCUGUCUGUCUGUCUGUCUGUCUGUCUGUCUGUCUGUCUGUCUGUCUCUCUGUUCUGUCUAUCUACCUAUCUAUGUGUCUGUCCUCACAUCUGGAUGUCCAUCUACCUGACUCUCUGUCUGUCUGUCCAUCCCUCUAACCGUUACCUCUGUAGUGAUCUUGAGUCCGUACGGUCUGGCGGGCUCCCUGACGGGCCAGGCCUAUAAGAUGAGUGACCCAGCUGUAAGAAAACUGAUGGAGGAGUGGAGCUACUUCUACCCCAUGGUGCUGCAGCGCCACAGAGAAGGGGGCACAGGGGGCGCAGGCACGGGGGGCAUGGGCGCCGAGAGGGAGGGCACUGACCGACCAUAUGACCCACACAGCCAUGUGGCCGUCGAGGUCAUCGUAGGUGAGUACGGUGACGCUCAAAAAACUCUUGCCACCUUUGCAUGUAACUGAAUGGACACACUUUACUGUUUAUAUAUACACUGUAUAUGAACAAUAUGCUAUCGGUAAGAAUAAGCUAUUGGUCAAGUGUAUUGCUAUUGUGUUACUGAAAUAUAUUAUCAUUAUCAGACCAAAAGAGGGAACAACAGGAAACAACAGCAAUUUUAGUCUCAGCUUCGAUUAGUCAUUGUCUGUUUGAGGAUAAAUAAUACUGGAGGUGGUUAAUAAGUGGUGGAUUCAGAGUUCUUAAGGGACUAGUGUUGUCUCUCAGGGUGCAUUGAGGUAAGGAGUAAAGACUAGAGAAGAGGAGGUGAGGAAGGACUAGAGGAGAGGAGGAAAGACUGGAGGAGAGGAGGAAAGACUGGAGGAGAGAAAAUGAAAGUAGAAGAGAAGACAGGGGAGAAGAGGAGAGGAUACUUCAGUGAAGCUCCAGGGAGUGACAGACACACAGCACGGUCUAAUCAGCCCAUUGACUGGCUGCCUAACCCCUCAUCAUUGAUUAGGACUGCUUGAAAUCGGACCUCCCUAAGCCCCAGCACCAGCCAAGCAACUGUAGGCCAUGCAAGGAUAAGCUAAUGCACUGCAGCCCUGGGUGUAUAGGCUAUAGGAGAAGUGUGUGACGUAUAGGUCUGAGUGUUUGGAGGGGUUUAAACUAAACUCUUUCAUCUUCUUCUAGGUGGUGUGAGGAUGAUCUAUCCAGCAGCCUUUGUGCUGGUUGCCCAAGGCGACCUGCCUGUGGAGGAGCCCCCACCUGCACCAGGAGCCCAGGGGGCCAGCAGAGACCCCUCCCACUGCAGCAUCCCCCUCACCCCCCCCACCUCACCUGAACAGCCCUGCUCAGGUACUGAAACACACACACACACACACACACACACACACACACACUGACACGCAGGUGCUCACACACACUGUACACACAUGCUCAAGUGCAUACACAUUUGCGCUUAAAUAAACAUAGAGUACAUAAUCAAACACACAUACACCAUGUCACCACCAAAACUCCAGAACUUCACCCUAAAUAAUUGCAUUCCCAAAAUGGAUAACACAAUCUCUGAAUCAGCACUAUUAACUCAACAACAAAACAACUCAAUACUGCAAUCCAUAACUCAACUCUAAAUGCAAUACAAUCCAUAUAAUUGUCCCUAUCACUCAAUCCAUACACUUCAUAUGAAAUAACACACAGAGAAGUUACUAUAUUGAUUGCUUUGUGUAUUAUGGAGUCCUCAUCUAGAACAAAGUCUUUGAGAAUUGGGCUGAACAUACAGAUAUUUUGCUGAAGAUGUAAGACUACAGACAAAUGAGAUUGGUUUGUAACUCACUGAAACUGAAUCGUCAGCGUCCUAAUCCACGUUUAAUUAAGUCUGCUUGAUGAAAGUCUUACAAAUUAGGAGAUAAAACAGCUGAUACAAGCAAACAAACAAACACCGCUAUAGCUGCAGACUAAAUCUUGAGUGUCUUAUUGCAAUUUUUCAAUAGCUCAAGAGUCCUAGUAAAGUGUCUCCUGCCAUGCACUUUUAAAACAUCCACCCACAGCCUUGCCAAAGGAAGCAAACUCCAGUGAAUGAUGUCAUCUGUUGUUUAUUUCAGCGGACAGUGGCUUUGUGACAACAGUGUCCAGCGUCCUCCCUGCCCAGGAGAGUGCCAUGGGGGUCACCAACCACAGCCCAAAGCAUUCUGAGAAGAAACUGACCAAUCAGGUGGUGCAUCAGGCAUGGAAGGAGUGUUAUCUCAACCAACUGCAACACAAGUGAGUGUCCAGAGUGGCUGCUGGCUAAGCAGGGGCACAGAUCCAGACACAGCACUAUUUAUCUCCUGGCAUCUGCUGUGGCAUUGUUAUUGUUGAUGUGCAGUGACACGACUGGCGCCCUCACACCUCUCUGUGUGCCCAUAGAUGCAGUGUGCCCAAUAGCGUGACGCCAAAGAAGGAGGCGCCAAAUGGGGUGACCACCUGGGACUUCACCGACCCAGAGGAGAGGGCACCCUGCAGCUGCUCCAGGUUGGCACAGGGGUUGGCAUCAGGGGGUAGUGCCCCAGCCGUUUAGCACUGCAGCAUGGCACCAGCCAGCUAGACAUCUGGGCUUCAUUUUUAGGCAUUUCACUGCUUAUAACCGAAAGCCUGUUGCUACUUAUGUUAAGCAUAUUGAAAUAGAUUGUGUAGAAAUAAUGUGAACAUGGUGAAAAUAUAUUUAUUUGUAUUGAAUGUUGGUCUUUUGAAUGUUGGUAUUUUUUAUAUGAUUCAGAUAAGUUGGCACAAGUUGAACGUGUACAAUAUAUGGAACGUUUUAAAAACAGCAUCCUCACCUGCCACACCAGUUCUGUCUGCCAUCUGACCUUGUUUCUCUUCCUGAAGGUUAAAGCAGCAGAAACAGCAGCAGCAGACCAACACCUCCUCUGCCAACCCUCCGUCUGGUGCCAACAUCACCCCCUCCUCUGGCCCAGCCCUCCCCCCUCCCUCCCUGCCCAAGCACAAGGCCAUGGACAAGCCUGAGAAAGCCGACAAACAGCCGAAGAGAGCCGCCGCCAUGACCCCCUUCCACCACCGCCUCUCUGUGGGCCAGGAGGCCUGCCUGGAACAAGACUCAUCUGGAGGGUCCCAGCUCGGCCUAGUCGCCCUGGACCCUCCCCUGGAUCCCAUGCCCAGCUGCAAGUACACCAAGCCCCUCUCCACUGGCAGGAAAGCUCCAGAGUCCCUGCUCCACUCCCCUGUCUCCCCAUUACCCCCCACGCUCAGCCCCCAUCCACGGGUGGGACAGGACCCCGAGGUACUGGACGCCUCUCUGGGCAUGGCCCCCUGUCCGGAUGGGGCGUCAGGGAUGGGGGUGAUGGAGCCCAGUGAGACGGCUCUGUAUGCAGCCCCUCUGGGGCCCAGGGAGGCUGGGGCAGGCUGGUGGAGGGGCUUUAGGACUCCCAGAGCUGAUAAGGCUGAGUUCAGGCCUCCAGAGCUCCCCAGUGACAGAGUGGAAGUAAAGACAGAGACGCAGGCCACUGAGGGAGUUGCACUGAAGAGGUGAGAGAGCGAGAGAGAGAGCGAUCAGUGCAUUAAUGACUAAUUCAAAGACACAUACUUGAUCACUCUAAGUUUCCUUUCUCAUUUCCCUCCUCCCUCCAGACUAUUCAUGCAGACACAGAAGCGCUUCAAGAUCUCUGAGGAGUGUGUGAGGGAACACAUCCAGACCCUGGGUGUCCUGCAGCAGCCUGGGGUGGAGGGGCUGGGGGACCCUGGGGACGACCCCUACGACUUCAAGGAGGGAGACAUUGAGUACAGCUUCCCCACCUCCAAGAGACUGAAGGGCCAGGGCCGAGACCCCAGCAAAAGAGGCCCCAAAGUAUGGCUCUUGUUACCAGUGAAAGUUACAUUUGUUGCUUGACACCCAAGCUAGAAGGGGCGAAGAAACUAAAUACAGUGUGUCUGUCUUCCAGGGAGAGGAGAUCAGCAACGGUGCACUGCCUGAUGGGAAAGACGCCAUGUCAAUCUUUAGCUCUGCUCCCAAAGCUGGUGAGGAAUUGAAUGUUGACACCAUAUACAAAUUCUAUUCUAAAUUGAAAAUUUUUCCCAAAACAUUGAUCAUAGGGUGUGUUCUGAGCAUUGUGUUUGAGGGUCUUGUUUGUGCGUUUCUAGAUGAUGACUCACCACAGGACGACGAUGCGGCGGCCAAAGCCCAAAACCCUUCUCUAACCAGGGAGACUGAUCUGGUGGUCCUCAUCUCAGACCUGGAGAACAUCUUCGACGAGGAUGAGGAGGAACUUGGGGUGGGACACAUUCUAAGAAUUACUGGAUGUCUAAAAUCUGUUCCAUUUUCAUUCCCGCUUUACACAAAUGUAAUACACUCAACAUCACAAUGAUACAUAAUAUAUCUCAUUCAGCAAACACUUUUAUCCAAGGCUACUUACAUCUGUGUUGUAUAAUAAUUUAUAGACUGCUUGCCCCAACCAGCACACAGCCAGGGUCCUGGUAUCAGGAAGUGAAGAUCGGAGGGAGGGGAGGGUGGCUGUGCCCUAUCCUUCAAGUGAGUCCAGCUUUACAUGUACACAUGUUCAGCAGUUUGUUUGUUAUCUUAUGCAUGUUAUCUUAGCUGAAUUUAGCGUGACCUGGGAAAAAGUAUCUGUUUUUUCUACUCCUUCUAUCACAUCAUCACUGUCUAUGUCUCUCUCAUCUCUUGCUGUCCGUCUCUCUCUCUCUCUCUCUCUCUCUCUCUCUCUCUCUCUCUCUCUCUCUCUCUCUCUCUCUCUCUCCUCUAUUUCUCUCCACCCCUCAUCUCCUCCCCCCAUCCCGCUCUCUCUCCAUUCAGCAGUAGCAGACCUCCAGCGGAUGUUCCCCACACCCCCGUCCCUGGAGCAGCACCCGGCCUUCUCCCCCAUCAUGACAUACCGCGACACCCCCAGCCAAGAGCCCCCGGCCCCCUCGGGGGGCUCCGACCACCCCCUGGGCCCCCUGUCCUCCACCCAGCUCCAGGAGUACCGGAUGGAGGUGGAAGAGGGCAUGGCCAGUCCCAAACCUGAGGACAUCAAGGUGAGGCAUCACAGAAGCAAUGGGAAUGGACAUGAUUAAGUCUGUAGUAUGUGCAGAAAACCUACUGUAGAUUAUAGACAAUUAUGUUUGACUUUACCAUGUUCAAAAUAAUAUGUUUGACUUUGUAAAGUGAGAUGAGUCCCAUGAAAAGUGACACCAUGUAAUCUAUUGAUGUUGUCAAAUUGGUUGAUAUGGUUAGUGGUAAUAUGAUUAAUGAUAGAAUGGUGAAAAGGCUUAAAGGCCCAGUGCAGUCAAAAUUCAGUUUUUCCUGCGUUUUAAAUCAUAUUGUACAACAGCUGAUGAAACGAACGCUGUAAAAGUGUGAUUUAUUUUACCAGUGUUAUUUCCUUAUAGUUGCUGGUUGAAAAUAUAAUCUACACAGGACCUUCUAAUCAGCAGGUUUGCAUGGGCGGGAGUUUUGGCUUUCCAUGGUGACAUCACCAUGCGGUAAAUUGGUUAAUAGACCAAUAACAAAGAGAGUUCCAAACCUCUCCGCAAAUAACAUCUCAUUUACAGUUGUGUCUCACCACUUAGACCACUCCCAGACAGUCCCAUCAAAAUUCUGUCUAGAGAAAAAGUUAUUUGCAAAAAAAUUAUUUUUGCCAAUUUUAAUGGCAAUCUAUUGCAGUAAGGUACUUAAAGGUUACCCAGAAAUUAUUUUAAACUUAUAUAAAAACAUCUGCAUUGGGCCUUUAAAAUAAAGUAGCUACAGGGCACUAUGCAGCCUACCAGUGUUAAUGUAAACCUUACUGCCUGGUUUGAUCUUGUCUGAUGUUGCUGUAGCAUGUUUAUACUGUACCUGCUGGCCUGGCCUGCCAGGGGACUUACUGGUAUGUGGAACCAAAUACCUGAACCUCUCAAUACACCUCAAAUCUCACAAAGCCUGUUUGAACUUAUGACGGUGUUAAUUAAGUGCUAAUUGUCUCUCAUUGUGACCUGUUACUGUGGGAACACAUUUGCAAUGAGCUCUCCUUCCCCAUCCCCCUCUUCAGGACUUCUCAUUUGUGUACCGUGUCCCCUCCGUCCAGCCACAGAUGGGCUGCUCCAUGUUUGCUCCGCUGCGGACCCUCCCCAGCCAGUGUCUGCCCCCCCUCAAGGUGCCUGACCAGUGUUACUACCGGCCCUCCUGGGCCCUGCUGCCCAAGAUGGAGCACUACUCCUCCCUGCCGCCCUCUCAUCACGCCUCCUUCAUCAAAGAUGGAUAUGUGUAAGUACUGUACCAGGGCUGGUUCUAUUAAAAUAUUCAUUAAACGAUACCAUGCUGAAUUUACAGCUAUCAAUAAACUGUUAUGGAGGAGUUUUUAUGUACAGUAUAAUUUGAAGGUUUGGGGAUUUUGGUCUGUCUGAUUACCAAUUCCUUUGUGUGUGUGUCCUCCAGCAACGUCCCCAGUGUUGGGGACCAGGAGUAUGCCCAGAUGAGUGCCAGCGCCCUGUCCAUGGGCACCACCGGUGGCAUCCUCCCCUCGCCCUCCCCUGCCACCCCCCGCUUCUCUGUCCACACCCCUCGUACCCCCCGCACCCCCAGGGGCAUAGGCACGGCCAGCGGGCAGGGCUCGGUGAAGCAGGAGGGCACCGGGACAGAGCUGAGCUCCCCUGCCUCCACGCCCUCCACCAGCCUGCCUAUGAGCUCCGUAGCUGAGCCCCAUACGUCCGGCCCCCCAAUACCCGAGGCCCACAGCCUGUACGCCGCCCUGCUCCUCUCUGACUCGGUCCUCAACGUCUUCAAAGACCGCAACUUCGACAGCUGCUGCAUCUGCGCCUGCAACAUGAAUGUGAAGGGCGCCGACGUGGGUGUGUACAUCCCCGACUCCACGCUCGAGGACCAGUACCGCUGCAUGUGCGGCUUCAGCGCCAUCGUCAACCGUCGGCUGGCCCACGGCACAGGCCUCUUCCUGGAGGACGAGCUGGACAUCUUUGGUAGGGGCUCGGAGGUGGGCCAGGCGGCCGAGAGGAGACUGGCGCUGUGCCGCAGAGACCCACCCAUGGGAGACCCCCGGGCCAAGCGCCCCCAGGACUCCUCCCCUGCCCCUUCCUCUGUCAUGGUGCUCCUCCAGCAGCAGUGCUCCCAGCCCAUCUCCUCCCUGGCCUCCAUGCACCUCCCUCCUUCCUGCUCCUGCAACGGCCGCCAGGGAGCCCUGCUCCAGAGCUGGAUGUCUGACAAGCAGUGGGUGGAUGGCAGUGAUACGUGUGUGGAGUGUUACAACGCGCUGGUACAGGGGCAGCAGUAUGUGGAUAACCCCGCCGGAGGGAAAGUAGAUCCGGCUGUUGUGAGGAGCAGCGCUCUACACUCCUGGCCUCACACCAAUAGUAAGGAGGAGUGAUCUGGCUGGGAUAAUAAAAGGAUGCCAAAGGAUGAUACACUUUUAGAAAAAAUGUGCUACCUAGAACCUUAAAGGGUUCUUUCAGCUGUCCCCAUAAGAGAACCGUUUGAAGAACCCUUUUUGGUUCCAGGUAGAACCCUUUUUGGUUCCAUGUAGAACCACAGAGGGUUCUACAUGGAACCCAAAAGGGUUCUACCUGAAACCAAAAAGGGUUACCCUAUGGGGACAGCCGAAGAACCCUUUUGGAACCCUUUUUUCUAAGAGUGUAGUAGUAGGAGGAUGACAGUGGUGAUGUCUAUCUGUGGUGAACUGAUUACAGAAAAUUAUAGAGACAAAUGGCUUUUUUUAUUAUAAUGGAAAAACAAACAAGAUCAAUCCAUUCACUCAAAGUUCAAAUCCAUGUUUCUCUUUGUUAGUUUCGGACUGUUGUGUGAUGUGACGUUCAAUGUGUAUGACGUAUAUUUAUGUAAUGUAUGCAUUUGUGUGCGUGUGUGUUCUUGUGUGUGUAUGUGUGUGUGUUCUCGUGUGUGUGUGUGUCUCCUUGUCUCUCCCCAGUGCUGGACAUCAGUAUGCUGGCAUCCCAGGACGUGGUGCGUAUGCUGCUGUCCCUGCAGCCCUACCUCCAGGACGCCAUCCAGAAGAAACGGAUGGGCCGGACCUGGGAGAACAUCCAGCACGUACAGGGACCGCUCACAUGGCAACAGUUCCACAAGAUGGCUGGACGAGGCUCCUACGGUAAGCCACCAGGGACACUGUUCAUUUGAUGUCUCUAGUGAUUUGCUUUGUAGUGUAUUUUAGCAGCCACAUUAACUGUGGAUGACUUUGCGCCUGACUUUCGUCUGGAUUUCAGCAUGUGAUGUGAGAUGCGAAUUUAAGAUUAGGAGUUUAGGAGUAUGCCUGACAGAGUAGGCCCUACAUUAUAUUAUCAAUAUUGUCAGUACAAAGAUAUUUGAUUUGGUUUGCACUGUAUUUUAGCAGCCAUGUGAACUGGAUAAGAGCGUCUGCUAAAUGACUAAAAUGUAAAUGUAAAUGUAAACUGUUGGUGACUGGAUCAUGCUCUUAUGUCAAUGUAGUAGUAGGUCCUGUAUUAUAUUGAGAUUGCCAGUACAAGGAUAACAUGAGAAAUGUAAUCGAAUAAGACCAUUUUUCAAUUAGACCUCACCUCCUUUAACUAGUCCAGUCAAGCAUCCCAUAAUGCAUUACAUUGUCUCACAUGCAUCAUCUUUCUUCUGACCAGGGUCUGAGGAGUCGCCAGAGCCUCUGCCUAUUCCCACCCUGUUGUUGGGCUAUUACGACUACUACGACCGUAACUUCCUGGCGCUGUCGCCCCUGGCGCUGCCCUUCUGGGAGAAGCUGCUGUUGGAACCGUACGGGGGACAGAGAGACGUGGCCUUCCUGGUGCUCUGUCCCAACUCUGACACCCUGCUGGCCGGGGCACAAGUCUUCUUCCAGGAGCUCAGCGCUGUCUACGAGGUAGGUCCUGUCAUCUACUGUAUCACAACACUCUAGUCCAGUAAAUUCUUACUUGUUGUUUCUUUCAGAAUAUACCAUUAUUACCAAUAGAUGUAUGAAUGUGUGAAGACGUAUGAAAACAAGGUGAAAUACUGUGUAUGUGAUCUAUAGCCCUUGACCCCUACCUGUGUUCAUUUUCAGACAUGCCGGUUGGGGAAACACAGACCCCUGGCCAAGGUGUCCAAAGAUGGCCUGGUGCGUGUGGGGGCAGUGGACACAGAGACAGAAACAGAGAAGGAGAAAGAGAAGGAGAGGCAGGAGGAGGAGCAGGUAGGCCAGUGGUUCACAGGGCCCUGGGCUGGACCGCAACACAUCGACAACCUCAGAAAACUUCAACUCUACGCCCGAGCCUGCAGAAAGCAUCUAGGUGAGAAACUGAGCUUUAUGAGUGCAUUCUAUUUUAUUCUAUUCUAUUCUAUCAUUUAUGCUACUUAUUAACGCUCCCCUUGUGAUGUUUAUGUGAUGUAGACCUAACUCUCUAUAGAUACACUAUAUAUACAAAAGUAUGUGGACACACAGCCAUGCAAUCUCCAUAGACAAACAUUGGCAGUAGAAUGGCCUUACUGAAGAGCUCAGUGAUUUUCAACGUGGCACCGUCAUAGGAUGCCACCUUUCCAACAAGUCAGUUCGUCAAAUUUCUGCCCUGCUAGAGCUGUCCCGGUCAUGCUUCACCAUCUGGCAGUCCGACGGACGAAUCUGGGUUUGGCAGAUGCCAGGAGAAUGCUACCUGACCGAAUGCAUAGUGCCAACUGUAAAGUUUGGUGGAGGAGGAAUAAUGGUCUGAGGCUGUUUUUCAUGGUUCGGGCUAGGCCCCUUAGUUCCAGUGAAGGGAAAUCUUAACACUACAGCAUACAAUGACAUUCUAGACAAUUCUGUGCUUCCAACUUUGUGGCAACAGUUUGGGGGAGGCCCUUUCCUGUUUUAGCAUGACAAUGCCUCCAUGCACAAAGCGAGGUCCAUACAGAAAUGGUUUGUCGAGAUUGGUGUGGAAGAACUUGACUGGCCUGCACAGAGACCUGACCUCAACCUAAUCGAACACCUUUGGGAUGAAUUGGAACGCCGACUGCGAGCCAGGCCUAAUCGCCCAACAUCAGUGCCCGACCUCACUAAUGCUCUUGUGGCUGAAUGGAAGCAAGUCCCCGCAGCAAUGUUCCAACAUCUAGUGGGAAGCCUUCCCAGAAGAGUGGAGGCUGUUAUAGCAGCAAAGGGGGGACCAACUCCAUAUUAAUGUCAUUUACAUUUACAUUUACAUUUUUACAUUUACAAAUGUAAAUGUAAAUGUAAAAUGUAAAUGUAAUGUCCAUGACAUACUUUUGGUCAAUAAUUGUAUAAAUUGGUAUUACACUAACUACUCAAUGCAUUUCAACUCUAACUUCUCCUCUAUGUUUUCCUCUACCCAGGUCCACAGUUGUCUGCCCUAUCUUUGGACAGCAGUCUGUUUAUACCCCCCAAGCAUCAGCCUCACUUAGCCCCUACGCCCUCUUCAGCCCAGCCUGCCCCCUCCUCCAGCCAGCCCCCCUCUGGCCCCGGGGUCCCUGCUGAGGGAGAGCCAGCGACCCCCCCAGCAGCCCCUAGCUCAGGAAGCACCCGCACCCCCACCCCCACGGCAGCAGCCUCAUGCCAACCAGGCCCAGCAGAGAUUACCCAAGGAGGGGCCGCUGAGGCCAAGAGUACCCCCAACGCCACACUACCACCACUCCCACCUAGCCAGCCAGCAGAGACCCCUGAGAGGUGAAGAUCUAUGCUAGGGCAUAUAUGCUUCUACAGUGGGGAUAACAAGUAUUUGAUACACUGCCGAUUUUGCAGGUUUUCCUACUUACAAAGCAUGUAGAGGUCUGUAAUUUUUAUCAUAGGUACACUUCAACUGUGAGAGAUGGAAUCUAAAACAAAAAUCCAGAAAAUCACAUUGUAUGAUUUUUAAGUAAUUAAUUUGCAUUUUAUUACAUGACAUAAGUAUUUGAUACAUCAGAAAAGCAGAACUUAAUAUUUGGUACAGAAACCUUUGUUUGCAAUUACAGAGAUCAUAUGUUUCCUGUAGGUCUUGACCAGGUUUGCACACACUGCAGCAGGGAUUUUGGCCCACUCCUCCAUACAGACCUUCUCCAGAUCCUUCAGGUUUCGGGGCUGUCGCUGGGCAAUACGGACUUUCAGCUCCCUCCAAAGAUUUUCUAUUGGGUUCAGGUCUGGAGACUGGCUAGGCCACUCCAGGACCUUGAGAUGCUUCUUACGGAGCCACUCCUUAGUUGCCCUGGCUGUGUGUUUCGGGUCGUUGUCAUGCUGGAAGACCCAGCCACGACCCAUCUUCAAUGCUCUUACUAAGGGAAGGAGGUUGUUGGCCAAGAUCUCGCGAUACAUGGCCCCAUCCAUCCUCCCCUCAAUAUGGUGCAGUCGUCCUGUCCCCUUUGCAGAAAAGCAUCCCCAAAGAAUGAUGUUUCCACCUCCAUGCUUCACGGUUGGGAUGGUGUUCUUGGGGUUGUACUCAUCCUUCUUCUUCCUCCAAACACGGCGAGUGGAGUUUAGACCAAAAAGCUCUAUUUUUGUCUCAUCAGACCACAUGACCUUCUCCCAUUCCUCCUCUGGAUCAUCCAGAUGGUCAUUGGCAAACUUCAGACGGGCCUGGACAUGCGCUGGCUUGAGCAGCGGGACCUUGCGUGCGCUGCAGGAUUUUAAUCCAUGACGGCGAAGUGUGUUACUAAUGGUUUUCUUUGAGACUGUGGUCCCAGCUCUCUUCAGGUCAUUGACCAGGUCCUGCAGUGUAGUUCUGGGCUGAUCCCUCACCUUCCUCAUGAUCAUUGAUGCCCCAUGAGGUGAGAUCUUGCAUGGAGCCCCAGACCGAGGGUGAUUGACCGUCAUCUUGAACUUCUUCCAUUUUCUAAUAAUUGCGCCAACAGUUGUUGCCUUCUCACCAAGCUGCUUGCCUAUUGUCCUGUAGCCCAUCCCAGCCUUGUGCAGGUCUACAAUUUUAUCCCUGAUGUCCUUACACAGCUCUCUGGUCUUGGCCAUUGUGGAGAGGUUGGAGUCUGUUUUAUUGAGUGUGUGGACAGGUGUCUUUUAUACAGGUAACGAGUUCAAACAGGUGCAGUUAAUACAGGUAAUGAGUGGAGAACAGGAGGGCUUCUUAAAGAAAAACUAACAGGUCUGUGAGAGGCGGAAUUCUUACUGGUUGGUAUGUGAUCAAAUACUUAUGUCAUGCAAUAAAAUCCAAAUUAAUGAAUGUGAUUUUCUGGAUUUUUGUUUUAGAUUCCAUCUCUCACAGUUGAAGUGUACCUAUGAUAAACAUUACAGACCUCUACAUGCUUUGUAAGUAGGAAAACCUGCAAAAUCGGCAGUGUAUCAAAUACUUGUUCUCCCCACUGUAUAUUGCUAUUGAUACAAAGAUUGUGGGGGCUGUUUUGUUAGACUUCAGUGCGGCUUUUGACAUUAUCGAUCAUAGUCUUCUGCUGGAAAAAUGUAUGUGUUAUGGUUUUACACCCCCUGCUAUAAUGUGGAUAAAGAGUUACUUGUAUAACAGAACACAGAGGGUGUUCUUUAAUGGAUGCCUCUCAAACAGAAUCCAGGUAGAAUCAGGAAUUCCCAAGGGCAGCUGUCUAGGCCCCUUGCUUUUUUCCAUCUUUACUAACGACAUGCCGCUGGCUUUGAGUAAAGCCAGUGAUUCUAUGUAUGCAGAUGACUCAACACUAUACACGUCAGCUACUACAGAAACUGAAAUAACUGCAACACUUAACAAAGAGUUGCACUUAGUUUCGGAAUGGGUGGCAAGUGUAACCCUCUGUCAGUGGCUGAUGUGGAUGUGGUGUAGGAGUCAGGCGCAGGACACAGAAGCUACUUCCAACAGACUUUACUAGAAGACACGACAAUACAAAGAAAAGGGCCUCAACAAAACAAGGAGGCGAGCGAUUACGCAACAGUGCGCAAAAAUACUCCAAAUGCACAAGAAUACGCAAAAGUGCGUCUGUACUCUAAACACAAUAGAGUAAAAUACCAGCACCUACGGACAGGCGGAACAAUUACACACAACUCACUACAAACAAAACGAGACACUUAUAGGGAACAUAAUUAACACUAAAAGGAAACAGGUGUACAAGGAAGACAAAACCAAACAAACAUCGAUAACAUACAACGGUGGCAGCUAGUACUCCGGGGACGACGAACGCCGAAGCCUGCCCGAGCAAGGAGGAGGAGCAGCCUCGGCCGAAACCGUGACACCCUCUCACCAGGCUCGAAUUUGACUCACACAGUAUUACCUUACUUAGAAUAUCUGAACAGCAUGGGAUAUUAGGUGAGAAGGACAUCGCCAAUAAGAAUCCCUAUUGUAAACUUGCUAGGGUGAAUGACAAAUAGGGUAUUAACUUCAGAUAAAAUGAUUAUAGACUUGGUUAUUAUUAUAAGGAUAUGCUUUCCCAUGCAUUAAAUGAAACUGAAACAGUAAAUGACUCCACCAAUACAACAGACAUAAGGUUCAAUAUCUAUAUUAUCACAUUUUCUAUGUACCAUAUCAAAAGAAAUAAAAAUAAUAAACCCCAAUUAUUUUUCCUCAACCCAUUUCCAAAUUAUUUGAAGCUUGCUUAAACCCUGGGCGCCCGUUGGAGCUAAAAAAAAAUGACGACAUACAUAAAGUCCCGAAGUCCACCCCACAUUUGUAGUUACUCACUACUUGUAGAUAAUGCCUCAGCAAAGUAUAGCAGUUCCGUGCAUGUGUCCUCACUAGAUCCACAACGAACACAGCUAUCAAUGCAGCCAGUACUCCGUAGCAGCAACAGACAUCUCGUGGAAACCCGAACUCGUUGAUCGUCACAAGCAAUUCUCUCCAAGUCUCGCACGAUGCUAGGCUAACCUCUAGGAUGUCGAAUGUCUCCACAAUGCGACGGCAGCUUCAGUCUCCACUAGGUCUUUCUUAACGAAAUAAUAACACUCUCUUAUAUAAAUAAAAUCAGGAUUUCCCUUCAAAACUCUGUAGGUAUGGUUUUGUUCUCUCUUUAUCGUUUCCUUUAGUCGUUUUCCUUCACCAACCCCACUAACGUCUCUCCUCUCCCUUCUUUCAACCUUUUCCCUCUCUUUUCUUUUUUCCAGCAACCAGUCCACUCUCCCAUUGGCCACAACUUAACAAGUUACCUCAUUGGUCAAAACUUUGAUACGUGGGAAACUUAAACUUAAAAGUAAACCAACCUAUUCACUUGUACAUUUUUGAAACAUUGCUUCAAAAGAAAUGCAUUAACGACAUUACAAAUCAGGAGCUAUUCGAUCACCUUUUAAAUCUAAUACCAAUUAAUUAUAACAAAUAAACUCUAUACUUGGUUUUAGCAAGGGUAUUACACUAGGAAUAAGUUAGUCCUGAAUAUUUCCAAAACUAAAAUCAUUGUAUUUGGGUCAAAUAAAUCACUAAACCCUAAACCUCAAUUACAUCUCGUAAUGAAUAAUGUGGAAAUUUAGCAAGUUGAGGAGACUAAACUGCUUGGAGUAACCCUGGAUUGUAGACUGUCAUGGUCAAAGCAUAUUGAUACAACAGUAGCUAAGAUGGGGAGAAGUAUGUCCAUAAUUAAGCGCUGCUCUGCCUUCUUAACAACACUAUCAACAAGGCUGGUCCUACAGGCCCUAGUUUUGUCGCACCUAGACUACUGGUUAGUAGUGUGGUCAGGUGCCACAAAGAGGGACUUGGGAAAAUUGCAAUUGUCUCAGAACAGGGCAGCAUGGCUGUCCCUUAAAAGUGCACGGAGAGCUAACAUUAAUGACAUGCAUGUCAGUCUCUCCUGGCUCAGAGUGGAAGAGAGAUUGACUUCAUUACUGCUUGUUUUUGUAAGAGGUGUUGACAAGCUGAAUGUACCGAGCUGUCUGUUUAAACUACUAUCACACAGCUCGGAAACACAUGCAUAGCCCACAAGACAUGCCACCAGAGGUCUCUUCAUAGUCCCCAAGUCCAGAACAGACUAUGGGAGGCGCACAGUACUACAUAGAGCCAUGACUAAAUGGAACUCUAUUCCACAUCAGGUAACUGAUGUAAGCAGUAGAAUCAGAUAAAAAAAACAGGUAAAAAUACACUUUAUGGAACAACGGGGAUUGUGAAGAGACACACACAAGGGUAUAGUCACAUGCAUACGCACACAUUGUGAUAUUGUUGUAUGGUGGUAUUAAACAUUUUGUAUUGUAGAUAGGUAGUGGUGUAAUAAUGUCAUAUGAUGUAGUGUUUAAUAUUUUGUUUUAUAUGUAAUGUAAGUGCUUCAAUAUGUUUGGGGAUCCCUAAUAAAUACAAAUGACUAUGUUAUUAUUCAGUAUUCUAUGUUAUCAUGAUAUUGGGAUAUUAAUCAUGUCUCUGCCCCCUUUACCAGUUUGGCGGAACGGGAGCGAAUCGGCAUCCCCACGCUGGCGGAUUCGGCCGAUAGCCACGCCCACCCCCCGGCCAUCGUGAUCUAUGUGGUGGACCCCUUCCUGUGCUCAGGUGGAGCGAGGGAUGGCGGAGGAGGAGGUGGAGAGGAGGAGGAGGGAGAGGAGGUGGAGGGGGGCAGUGUGUGGUUACUAGGGCUGCUGCGUUGCUACACAGAGAUGCUACAGACAUUGCCGGAGAGCAUAAGACCAGCUCUGGUCUUACAGGUAGGAUCAAAUACUUAAUUGUACUCUCUAUAGCUUCUGUAUGGUUGAAUAUUAAUGAUUAUAUAGAUGAGAGACUGUGGGUAGCACCCUAAUCCCUAUAUAGUGCACUCCUCUUGACCAGGACCCUCUGGUCAAAUGGCAUGUACUCUAUAUGGAAUAGGGUGCUAAAACAGACAUUGUCUGACGUGUCCUAUCACGGCCAACAGUAAUGAAUAUCUCCCCAGAUCAAUCUGCUCUCAUACCAGAGUGUUCAUUCAUUCCCUAUGUGUUGUCCAGGUGGUGCCAUGUCAGUACCUGCUCCAGCCAGCCAGUGGUGAGAGCCCUCUGUACCUGCAGCACCUGCGCUCCCUGGCCUUCUCAACCUACUCCCAGUGCAGACGCCUCCUACCCACACAGACACACAUCAAGUCUCUGACCGGUUUCGGCCCCGCCUCCACCCUAGAAUCUGUGCUCAAGAGCCCAGAGGUAAGGCUUGGACAAACACACAUUUAUUGACAUGUACACCCAUUUAAACUCAGACCCAGGCUUCAAACACACUCACUCAGACACAUAAGUGCCUACCCAUUUAUCUACACAUCUCUCAUCUAUUUUUAACCCUAUCACUCCCGAGACCCCAGCAAAAAUAGGCUUUUCAUUUAUCUGACCUUCAUUUAUCUGCACGUCCAGCCCUUAUAUUUAGCCUCACAGUGAAGUGGUUUAUUAUUUUAUUUCCAGGACAACCAGGGCUACAAGUAGAACACAAAACAAUUUGACAUAAACACUUGCAUUCAUGAGUUUUAUUGACAAAUGUCAAUAAAAAAAGUAAUGUCCGCCAAAGCAAAAACCUGAUAAAAAUGGAUUUAUAUGAAUGCUGUAAGUACAUAAAUUGUUUGCUCACUGGGAAAUGAAUAUCCAACUAGUCAGUGACAACUGUGUGGAGUUUGUGACAGGAACUACUUGAGCUUAUUACAGUAUUAUAGACACUAUGUCCUGGGAUUUCCUAUGAUCGUCUAUGUAUAGGAACCCCUUACCUUCUAACGACUCUUGUGUAGCUUGUGGACAUCAUAGAGCAAAAAUGUUGCAUGUUCAUGGGAGUCUCAGCUUUUUUCAUAGAUAGCUUUUAAUAGUUUGUAGCUCAUACACAGAUUUAGUAUAAAACACGCGGCCCCCCUUCAGGAUCCGCCCUUGUUUCACAAACACAACUCUAGCUCAGCCCCCGGUAAUCACACAGACUAAUGGUUGUUAUCAAACACACAAUGUUUAGAAGGGGUUAGAAAUCCAAAACGCGGUGGUGUUACGGUGGGACUCAUUGGGUUAACUUGUAAAUAAACGCUUCAACUGUCUGACAAUCCGACUCUCUUUUCUCCCUCUCCCUCUCCCCCUCUCGCUCUCUCUCUCUCUCACUCUCUCACUCUCUCUCACUCCCCUUGUCCCCUCCCCAGCACCCCAGCCCUCUACUGGGCUACUCUCCCCUGUACAUCCUGGGUCCUACCCGUGCCAAGCAGCCGGAGCCAGGGGAGGUGUGGGCAGAGAUCCCUCCCAGGUACAACGUGCUGUUUGUGGGCUACUGCCUGUCCCACGACCAGCGCUGGAUCCUGGUCUCCUGCACCGACCAACAGGGAGAGCUACUGGAGACCUGCAUCAUCAACAUCGACGUGCCCAACAGGUACAGUCAAUCAGUCAGUCACUCAGUCACUCAGUUACUCAGGGCCUGGGAGAGUGUAGGAUACCUAUGGAGAGGUGUUAUAAUAUAAUAUAAUAUGCCAUUUAGCAGAUGCUUUUAUCCAAAGCGACUUACAGUCAUGUGUGCAUACAUUUUUACGUAUGGGUGGUCCCGGGGAUCGAACCCACUACCCUGGCGUUACAGGCGCCAUGCUCUACCAAUUGAGCUACAGAGGACCACAAUUGAGGUGUUGAUGAUAAUGUGCUAGUUGUAGCUAAUGUCAAACAUAGGCUGGGAUUUUUUGCAUUUUAUCCUUCAUUAUGUCUUCAUAGUAGGCUAGGCUAUAUUAUAUUGAGUAAAGUAAUACACUAUUGUAGCAUUUCGCAAUCUGCAGGAGAAUAGCAUGCACCUAUUUGGUUGUUGUAUUAAUACAGUUCAUGAUGCUAUAUAGACAUUACCAAGCGUUCUUCUUGUCUCUCCCUGCUCCUCUUCAGAGCGCGGCGGCCCAAGGUCUCGGCCAGGAAGAUGGGGCUGCAGAAGUUAUGGGACUGGUGUGUCGGCAUCAUCCAGAUGACCUCGCUGCCAUGGAGGAUCGUGAUUGGUCGGCUGGGCAGACUAGGACACGGGGAACUGAAAGGUGAGUUCGGCAUAGUACAGUAUAGAAUCCCUAAAUCUGUCUCAUUGUCCUUGCCGUUUGGUGUAGAAAUCUCCAAGGUGGAUCAUGACAACGUUUAAGUUAAGCUGAAGCUGGUGAUAUUGUUACAAGUUUAGCACUGAUUUUUCAAAUCUCUAGAUUUUCAGCCACAGUAUUUCAGUUGAUCCAGAGGAGAUGACAGUAGACUGUAGAACCAUUCACUGUAUUGACCUAACUCUCCCCCUCUCUCCUCCCCUCUCCCCCCUCUCCCAUCCCUCCCUCCCUCCCUCCAGACUGGAGCGUUCUCCUGGGGGAGCACUCCCUCCACUCCAUCAGUCGCCAGCUGAAGGAAGCGUGUCGUAUGUGCGGCAUCUCCUCCGCAGACUCCCCCUCCAUCCUCAGCGCCUGCCUGGUUGCCAUGGAGCCCCAGGGCUCCAUCGUGGUGAUGCCAGGUUAGCAACUGCAGCAGCAGCAUCAGCACCGCUGGGCCGGCCCAUGGAUGAUGUGUUUAAUGUACCUUCCAGAUCUAAUAAUCUAAUAGACAUAAUUAAUAUAUGUUUUAGAAGCUCACUCUAGGAGCCCUGGGGUUGCAGAUACACCAGGAUGUUAUGACCCAAAGGUGAACAGUGUGAUAGUAUGUUUAGCCCCAAUGCAUAGUACAGUGCAGAGGGAUACAAUCUUAAUAGAGAUGGCAGUAGUAAUGGGUGGAGGGUAAACUCUGAACGACACCUAGGAAUAGACAUAUUACUGCACUCAGGGAACACAUUGAGCUGCCACACAUUGAGGGAGCAUUUUGAGCUGCCACACUCACUUCACAGCACACAGUAAUGCAGACAUAGUGGAAAUUGCAGUACUUUGAGCCAAGGUUAGGCCAAGUGGAUUUUACAGUACAGACACUCUGCACUGUAACACAUUGUGCACAGCAAUACAAACUUUAGCACACUCAAAUGAUUUCAUUGCCAGCACACAGCAAGCUCUAUUGAGGUAAAUCACAAUACAACCUUACAUAACAUAUUGAUAAUAAGUUGUUUGUUUGCGUGUGUGUGUGUGUGCAGAUGCGGUUACAAUGGGCUCGGUGUUUGGUCGCAGCACUGCCCUCAACCUGCAGACGUCCCAGCUGAACACCCCUCAGGAUGCUUCCUGUACCCACAUCUUGGUAUUCCCCACCUCCGCCACCACCCAGCUGGCCGCCAGCUCCUACCCCACAGAGGACAACGCUGGUAAGGGCUCCACAUUAGACCUCCAUGUUAGCACCAUGUACUCCCUAACUGGAGUGCAUGGUGCAUACUGUAGCACAAUGCAGAGUGUUUUUAGAUGCAAGGUUAUUCAAUACAACCAAGAUGUUAGAGACAAUAACAUAUCUAAAAAAUAUUUACUUGAGCUGGAAAUCGCAAGGUUUAAUAUCAGUAACUAGCUUUUGUGUACUCAGUGUCUUACAGUUGCUGUUGCUGGAUUUAAUAUUAUGUGCAGUUCACACAUUUCCCCACCAGAGUGCGCAAUUGUCUAAGGAUUGUUUGCAUGCUCCCUUUGGAACUGUCACUGCUGUAAUGGUUUUAGAAGAAGAUACAGUGGACUACACUGUGUAGUCUACACCUCUUGUGUAUGACAUCUGAAGUUACGUGUGUACAUCUGUGGCUGACUAGAUAACUAACUAUCUGCUGUGUUUGUCUCCAGACGACAUGUUCGACCUGCCUUUCCCUGACGAGCUGGAGAAUGACAUAGGACAUGACAUUCUCAACCUUCACCCCUCCCCCAACACCUCCCCUGUACCCUCCCCUGGCUCCCCCUCUGGCAUGGGGGGAAGCUCACACUUCCAGCAUAACAGGGUGAGUUUAGGAACCAGGCUGUGACUCGAUUCAUGUGAAUUAUGCAGAACUUUUCCUGAUACUGUUGGUGGCCAUAUGUCCUUUAGGACAUUGGAAUGUUCUAGAAUCCUGCUUUAAAAUAACAAUGAGGGCCCAAUUUAAUCCGUAUCGUGGAAAUUCAGCUUUAGAGUGUGAUUGAAAUUUUAAGGCAAUAUUCCCGCUUUAGAAGAGAUUGCAUUCACGGUAAACGCUGCAUACAGUUGAAGUCGGAAGUUUACAUACACUUAGGUUGGAGUCAUUAAAACUUGUUUUUCAACCACUCCACAAAUGUCUUGUUAACAAACUAUAGUUUUGGCAAGUUGGUUAGGACAUCUACUUUGUACAUGACACAAGCAAUUUUUCCAACAAUUGUUUACAGACAGAUUAUUUCACUUAUAAUUCACUGUAUCACAAUUCCAGUGGGUCAGAAGUUUACAUACACUAAGUUGACUGUGCCUUUAAACAGCUUGGAAAAUUCCAGGAAAAUGAUGUCAUGGCUUUAGAAGAUUCUGAUAGGCUAAUUGACAUCAUUUGAGUCAAUUGGAGGUGUACCUGUGGAUGUAUUUCAAGGCCUACCUUCAAACUCAGUGCCUCUUUGCUUGACAUCAUGGGAAAAUCAAAAGAAAUCAGCCAAGACCUCAGAAAAGAAAUUGUAGACCUCCACAAGUCUGGUUCAUCCUUGGGAGCAAUUUCCAAACGCCUGAAGGUACCACAUUCAUCUGUACAAACAAUAGUACCCAAGUAUAAACACCAUGGGACCACGCAGCCAUCAUACCGCUCAGGAAGGAGACACGUUCUGUCUCCUAGAGAUGAACGUACUUUGGUGCGGAAAAUGCUAAAUCAAUCCCAGAACAACAGCAAAGGACCUUGUGAAGAUGCUGGAGGAAACAGGUACAAAAGUAUCUAUAUCCACAGUAAAGAAAAGUCCUAUAUCGACAUAACCUGAAAGGCCGCUCAGCAAGGAAGAAGCCACUGCUCCAAAACCGCCAUAAAAAAGCCAGACUACGGUUUGCAACUGCACAUGGCGACAAAGAUCGUACUUUUUGGAGAAAUGUCCUCUGGUCUGAUGAAACAAAAAUACAACUGUUUGGCCAUAAUGACCAUAGUUAUGUUUGGAGGGAAAAGGGGGUGGCUUGCAAGCCGAAGAACACCAUCCCAACCGUGAAGCACGGGGGUGGCAGCAUCGCGCUGUGGGGGUGCUUUGCUGCAGGAGGGACUGGUGCACUUCACAAAAUAGAUGGCAUCAUGAGGAAGGAAAAUUAUGUGGACAUAUUGAAGCAACAUCUCAAGACAUCAGUCAGGAAGUUAAAGCUUGGUCGCAAAUGGGUCUUCCAAAUGGACAAUGAACCCAAGCAUACUUCCAAAGUUGUGACAAAAUGGCUUAAGGACAACAGUCAAGGUAUUGGAGUGACCAUCAUAAAGCCCUGACCUCAAUCCUAUAGAAAAUGUGUGGGCAGAACUGAAAAAGCGUGUGCGAGCAAGGAGGCCUACAAACCUGACUCAGUUACACCAGCUCUGUCAGGAGGAAUGGGCCAAAAUCCAACCAACUUAUUGUGGGAAGCUUGUGGAAGGCUACCCGAAACGUUUGACCCAAGUUAAACAAUUUAAAGGCAAUGCUACCAAAUACUAAUUGAGUGUAUGUAAACGUCUGACCCACUGGGAAUGUGAUGAAACAAAUAAAAGCUUAAAUAAAUAAUUCUCUCUACUAUUAUUAUGACAUUUCACAUUCUUAAAAUAAAGUGGUGAUCCUAACUGACCUAAGACAGGGAAUUUUUACUCUGAUUAAAUGUCAGGAAUUGUGAAAAACUGAGUUUAAAUGUAUUUGGCUAAGGUGUAUGUCAACUUCCGACUUCAACUGUAUGUCGCCUCAAUCGGAAAUUACCUUAACAUUUCUAUCGCGGAAUCUGUAACGCUUCAGUGAUACAGAUUGAAUAGUUUAUGCCUGUGUUAUGGUGUGGCGCUAUGGUCCAUAACUAAAAUCCUAUGGUGUACUUCAGUAAUGUUCAGUGCACAGGCAUCUGUGAUAGUCGAAAAUAGAGCAGCUGUGUGGUCUGGUCUUUGGCAGCCAUGUUGCCCCCAGUAUUAAUGUUCCUUCUGUCCCAUGUGCUCCUCCAGAGUCAGGGAGAGAGGCUUCUGUCCAGGGAGAACCCUCCAGAGGAGCUGAAGCAGCAGCCUCUAGCCCUGGGAUACUACGUCUCCACUGCCCAGGCCGACAGCCUGCCUCACUGGUUCUGGGCCUCCUGCCCUCAGGCUCAGAACCAGUGUCCACUCUUCCUCAAGGUAAGGGAUCCAUGUACUCGUUGAUUUUGUUUGCGCUCGUGGGGAUGGGGGGGGGGUGUAUGUCUGUGCGUGCGUGUGCGUUCAUUCUUUUGUGUGUGUUUGUACAUCUGUGUGUGUUCAGCCACUUACCCUGUGUUUUUCCCCUCCAGGCAUCCCUACACCACCACAUCUCCAUCGCCACAGCCCAAUCAGACGAGCCCAACCAGACGAGCUCAGACAAGACGACUAAGAGGACGGCUCACCCUCUGGACUCCAAGACCACCUCUGACGUGCUCAGGUUAGUAGGUCUCUGCUGUAUGCCCUUUACCCACUGCCCAUCCCAUCCUACCUUCUCCUACUGUAUAACAACCUAACAUCUCCUCUUCUCUCACUCCGAUACAUAGGUUGUCGUUGUCACUGACUUGUCCUCUGUGGUGAAGUAGUAGCUGUAUGCCUGCAUCAUUUGUAGGCUGUAGAGGACAACACUUCAUCUACUAUGAUGUAUGUUCACGUUAUGUGUUCUCUACUCUAACCCCAAACCCUGGUCCUCAUGUCUUGCGUCCUAUUGUAGGUUUGUGUUGGAGCAGUACAACGCCCUCUCGUGGCUGACGUGUAACCCUGCCACCCAGGACCGCCGCUCCUGCCUGCCUGUCCACCUAGCCGUGCUCACACAGAUGUACAAUGCCGUCCUCAACAUGCUUUAG